Molecule: messenger RNA, 2354 nt
Organism: Cheilinus undulatus (humphead wrasse)
Lineage: Eukaryota; Metazoa; Chordata; Actinopteri; Labriformes; Labridae
Gene: stard10
Product: StAR-related lipid transfer (START) domain containing 10
Exons: 6
Coding region: 656-1444 (262 amino acids)
Molecular function (GO): lipid binding
Source: RefSeq, a predicted model, not a curated record
CCUCCUCUCCCCUCCCUUUCCUCUUAUUUCUCACCGCAUCUCCUUCGCCACCUGCCACAGUAGCGUUGCAGCGAUGGAGAGCUGCUGCACAUCGAAAUAAGCUAACGAAAGACCACGUUUGAGAAAUAGAAAAACUCGCAAAGGAAAAGAGAGAUAAAGAGUCAUACUGAGAGAUAGCGAGGGGAGCGGGGAGUGAGAGGCGGAAACAUAAGGUUUGUCUGAAGAGCGGCUGUUUCUGAGGACUGCUGAACCUGACUAAUGAAACUUAUUCAACCAACGUAAGCAACUAAAAGCCACAUUUGAUUCGUCAUUCUCAUUUUUGGACACUUUUUGCCUCGUUUUCCCUCACCUGUGAGCGUUGGUGCUCCAACCUCUGUUUAAUUAGUUUGUGCUGACUGGAUUGCGGCUGUUGUACCUCCCUGUGCGCGCGCACACACGUACAUACACGCGCACAGUAAUCAUCACAAGACACGGUGCAGCCUCCAAAAGCUUCUUGCAAGGAGGAAAUUGAAUUAGAUAAGUUAUUCCUGCAGAAGCGGAGUACACGAGCGGCUGGCUCUCCUUUCACCCAGCUAAACUUGUCUUCUCCGGGCUCAACAAGAGUCUCUGAAGACCCUUACUCUCUCCUCCUACCUCCACGCCUCGGUGAGUAGCCAUGUCUGACCAGGCUGUAACCAUCCCGGACGACCGGGCGUUUGCCAGCUUCAAGUCGGAGUGUCUGAACGAGGAGGGCUGGAAUAUUAGAUACAGCAAAGAGGGCAUGACGGUGUGGACCCAGUGCCUGGAGGUGGGGAAAUCCGUCCACAGAUUUAAGUGUCAGAUGGUGUGUAAGGAUGUGUCCGCUGAGAUCAUGUAUGAUGUCCUCCAUGACAUCGAAUACCGAAAGGAAUGGGACAAAAACGUCAUCGAGACCUUUGACAUCGGGAAACUAACAGUCAACGCGGAUGUUGGGUACUACUCAUGGAAAUGUCCGGGACCUCUUCGGGACCGCGAUGUCAUCACGCUUCGCUCCUGGCUGUCGUUAGGGAAAGAUUACAUCAUCAUGAAUUAUUCUGUCAAACAUCCCAAAUACCCUCCUAAAAAGGAAAUGGUGAGAGCUGUGUCCAUUCAGACAGGCUAUCUAAUCCAGUGCCAGAGUCCCAAAAGCUGCACUCUCACUUACCUGGCCCAAGUAGAUCCACGGGGUUCAUUACCAAAGUGGGUUGUCAACAAGUCCUCCCUCAUCUUUGCUCCUCGUGCCAUGAAGAAGAUCAAGAAAGCCUGUUUGAAGUAUUCUAGCUGGAAGGAGAAGCACAACCCAUGCUUCAAGCCAUGGCUCUACCCUGAACAGAAUACUUUAACCAGCAUCCCACUCUCCGAGCUAAGCAUCCAGCACGCCGAAAGCCUGGAGAAUAUUGAUGAGAGCUCCCUGGCUGACUGCCAGGAGAGAGAGGACAGCGACUAACACACAGACACUCACACAUGCAGUCAUGUAUUCAUACACACACAUACAAUAAUGCAGGGUUACAUGCAUGCCUGAUACACAUCCAUAACUCCAUCCUUGCAUAUGUGAGUCCACAUGUGAAUAUGUGCGUUUAUGAACAUGCACACACAUGCAUACAUGUUCAUAUAGCCACAUAUGUUGCAUGUAUGCAACAUAUACAGUUGCAUACAUGUAUGAAAGCAUUCAUGCACACAGAUAGACUCAUACUUGACCAACUUAAACUCAUACUUGCAUACAUAAUGUAUGAUCACAUCACAUACAAACAUCAAACAUAGAUGGCAUUCACAUUUACACAUCCACUCACAAGGGGCAGCGAGAUAUAUGUAUUUAUACAAUUCAGUCAGCUAUCACUCAAUUGUACCUGAGAAGGGGCUGUAACUGUGGUGUUUUAUGUUGGUCAGAGGGAUGUCAAAGUUUUCUAAUUUGGACCUAUGCAGAUUAUUGUAGCAGAAUCUAUUUUCAUUAUGGUUUACGGUCAAAUGUUUACAGUCUUACUUAACAAUGCACAACUUGUCAUUCAACAUACAUUGAUUUAUCCCCUUGUUUAUUUCCAUCAUCAAUCUGUUUCAAACCCUCAUGUUAACUCUCUGCUGAUUUGUACAUUUAUACAUUAGUCUUGUACACACAGUUCAUUGUCUCUCUGUCGCCCAUUAUGUGUCUCUAUCACAUUAUUGUGUAAGCACACUAUAAAAAAAAAUACAGGUGUGCAGAAGGCAGCUGGAACCCCCAACCUAACCUGCAACCCCCUCAUACACGAACACACAAACAGAUUUUACACUCACACGAACUGUCUGCUCCUCAAUUUGAGAGAUAUAUGAAUGUAUGUAGAGUUUAAAAAUUAAAUACAGAUUCCUACAGUUUUGGAAUUACA